Molecule: messenger RNA, 1000 nt
Organism: Gavialis gangeticus (Gharial)
Lineage: Eukaryota; Metazoa; Chordata; Crocodylia; Gavialidae
Gene: VSTM4
Product: V-set and transmembrane domain containing 4
Exons: 7
Coding region: 370-915 (181 amino acids)
Source: RefSeq, a predicted model, not a curated record
UGGGUUUUCACUAGGGCAGGAGGUGUGUGACAGGGCAGUAAGCCUACUCUAUCACGAAGCACCAAAAGAACAAAGGAGAAAGCUAAACUUACUACGGCGGUGAGCCCAGAUGGUAGAAAAACUGUGCUCAAGUUCCUGGAUGGUAAUUAAAGCAAUCAGCUGUGACAGCUGGCAAAGCAGCGAAUGGGACACUGCAGCCAGGCACACAGCUGAUCAGUGCAAGAAUUUAAAAGAGAGUUGACUGAGCAGUCAGCUCUCCUCAGGGGAAGGGAAUGGCAUGUAGGAAGGCACUUGGGAGCACAGAGCGAUGGUAGCGGCGUGUGACCAACCAAAGGGACUCAGGAGUGUAUUCUGAAGAAGUACUUACCCAUGGAGCCAGGAAGACUAGGUCAUUGGAGCAUCCAAACUGUGGUUUCAUCAAAAGCAUCAGAUGAUUCCACUUUCAAGAGAAACCAUGACACCUGGAAAUUUUUUGAAGACUUGUACAUAUAUGCAGUGUUCGUGUGCUCCAUAGGGAUUGUCAGUGUUCUCCUUUUUACACUCGUCAUUCUUUGUCAGUCCCUACUGAACAAGAGAAGAUCCAGAGUGAAACAUUACCUGGUGAAAUGUCCUCAGAACAGCUCAGGGGAGACUGUUACCAGUGUGACAAGUCUAUCCCCUCUACAGCCCAAGAAAGUAAAGAAAAAGAAGGAGAAAGUGGAGCAACCACCAGCUGUCCCAGCAAAAGCUCCAAUAGCCAACAGUUUUCCUAAACCUAAGUUGCUGAAACCUCAGAGAAAAGUGAUUCUGCCAAAAAUCGCAGAGGAGACUUUAACAUAUGCAGAACUUGAGCUGAUCAAGCCCCUGCAGGAAGCCAAAGGCAUCCCCACUACAACAGUCUACGCACAGAUCCUCUUCGAGGAGAAUAAGUUGUAAAAGCCUGUGUCUGUAAAGAUAUUCUUUGUCUGUUUUCUAUUUAAUUCUUGCUGUGCUGUUUAUUUAUAAAAAUCUUACAAAUGUC